CUCUAUACUGAGUCGGACCGUGACGUGCUUGCAGCGUGCAGGGAAGUCAGUGUUGGUGUGGACUUCGUACUUGAGAUAGUGCUGAUCAACUGCUGCAGUAGGCUUGCAAGACAUGUUACCUCAGGGAAGGCAGGAAAAAACACGCCGACCCAGAGGGCACCCUCAUUCAGGCUGUGAUGUUACUAAUGCACGGCUGACUCUGAACACGAGGAGGACGGAGCAGCGAGAUGGGGGCUGUUGGUGUCCUGAAGCCGACUCGCAUACCACUACCUACUCAGUUGGCUGGAUUUAGCGCUUUGGAAGGAGCCUAGUAGUGCGAUUGUCUCCGAGAGAGUAAAAUGAUCCGGUUGAACCUGCAAAAACGGAGUAAUCUGAGUUGAUACAGCAGACAACACUGCUGACUGCCGAGGCAUUUCUACCUUCCUCACUGCCAUCAAUUAAUGAAGAGGACAAGAGCAGAGGUAAUCAUGCCGGAUCUUCAAAUUCAAGGGCUAACAUUAUUGCUCCCUGAAUGUGAGGUUAUUUAGAACCUAGGUUGUAACUCUCAAAUGUCUAAUAAGACAUUCACCAUGUCCACUGACCAAGUCAAGAGCACAGUUCCUGUGCCCCACAGAGGCAUGCAGCUUGGCCUGUCCCCUAAGAGUCAUUACAGUAACUCAUCCAUAUCCCUGUCACCUGACUCCGAAAGUAGUAUUUCCAACAUGAGUGACAGAGAACCUGGCAGCUCCCCUGACAUCAACAUGCUAGAGUGCUGCCUGGGUGAAGGAUCCUUUGUGGAUAACCUCGACAACAACACAUUACAACAGGAUGAUACCUGUGAUGUAAGCACAAACCUGAAUCAAACGUUUAUUGCUACACCUGUUAAUGACAGCAUGAAUUUCUGGAAUACAAACUCGAGUGUAAUAAGUAGCCAAGAGACUGAGUUGGAGUUCCACACUUUUAGUAUGAAUACAGAAGAUGACAUGAACACUGAAAUGACGUCUCCAGACUCUGCUGCGAGGGAAAGCCACCUGAGUUCAUGUGAGAUCUCCCGUAGAGGCUCCACUGAGAAUGAUUGGCACUCUCUGAGUUCUUGUGAAAUGGUGAUGAGGAGCAACAGUUUUCGUCUGGAAGACCAAUCACUCCUAGUCGUUUCAUCCCCGGAUGGGUCAUCCAUCUCUCCAGCUGCUGGCCACGCAGCAUUUCCCACUGAAUCGAACCUACUGUCAACCACUCUGCCAGACGUGUGUGAAAAAACUAUAGAAAUAGUCACGGGGGAAAACGCUGGCCAUCCGUGUCUUGGUGUGACUUUCACUCAGGCGGACAACUGGGAGCUACCCUCUGAGGAAAAUGGUAUAGCCACAUGCAAUGCUCUUGUAGCUCCGCCAAGUGAGGAUGAAGAAUGUCUUUUCAUGACCUUUGUCUGUGAACCAUCCUCUGCAGAUAGUGGAAAAGAGGUUCCUUUAAAUAGUGUUGAAGAAGAGCUGUUGGCCCAUUUCCCUGGAGCAAUUACACCAGAACAUGGGAAGACCUUUGUGUCCACUCUGUCAGCUGUGCAAGAAAAUAACAAGGAUAUUAAAAUGUCUACUCCAGUACAAAACAUCGAGGACAAGACACCCAGGCUCCCCUCUUUUUCAGAGUCUCCCUGCACUGAAAAUGCAAUCAGUUCAGGACUCCACCCUCUGAAACAGCCGACAGUCUUUGUGACUCAGAAACACCGAUUGGUUGCAGGACUGUCGCCUUCAGCCAGCAAAGUCAAUAAACUGGUAAUUAAGAAGUUUCCAAAGUCCGAUUUUGGUUUCGUCAAAUCUAAAGUUGUGACAAGAGCUUCACAUCAGAUAGUAGCGCCAGGACCUGCUUCACAACAUAGACCAUCACAGGUCAAUGUGACCAAUAAACGGACUGAAUCACAUACAGCAGCAACUGUCCGGAUUAGUCCCGGCAAGAUAAGGAGCAGCACUGCAGUCGUCUCUACUACCACUAAAACAGUUAGUGAUACUCAGAAACAUGUAAAUACAGGAGCUGCCAGUUUGGGUGUGAAAACGAUACAGUCAUGUGGACAUAAUGAUGUAGAUGGCCAGGACAAUAGUAGAACGUCCCCACUGGACCACCCCACAGCUGGCAACAAACAUGCUUCAGUAAUCCAAAGCAGUAAUGGCAGCUCUGAAACAGUACAGGCGACAUCAUGCCAAGGAACAUGUGCCUCAGCAAAGCAUACUGGCGACGAGACCUUCUGCUUUUCAUCCGUAGAAAAAUCCCCUGAUCAAAGGGACGAAACUGAUCCCAAACCAGCUCCAAAAAAGGGUAUGUCAAACAUAAUUCAGGUCAGGUCGGGCUCAGCUUUAGGUCAGGGCAAGCCUCUUUUCCAAAAGACACGGCCUCGGUGCUCAUCGGAGAGUUCAUCGUCAUCUACUAGGCCGCCCAAAGAGAAGAGAAACAUUUUAAGGGUUUCUACCAGCUUUAUCAUUACUAAAGCUGAUAAGCACCUGGGUCAGACCAAACCAGGGAACCUGACCUGCUCCUCCCAGAAAAAACGGGACGUACAAGCUGAGGCCGUGAAGAGAACUGCUGAAAACGCCACUAGAUCGCUUAAGAAGAUCAGCCUCGUGGCCGAGUCCAGUACAUCAACAUCAGCUGGAGUCUCAUGGGAUGAGAGUAAGGGUAGAUUGCAAUCGCGACAUUCUCCUAGAAAAACGAGAGCAGCAACACCAGCCAUCAGUCCCAGAGCAGCCACUCUGUCAACCAGGCAGAGGCAGGCAACCCUGACACCCCAGUCCAGGCAGAAUGGCUUUGCAGGUAAUCAGAGAGGAGACCCAUCCCUUGUAACUGCCUCAGCACCAAGUGUUAAGUCCAAACUAAAUGGAUCCCAACCUCCUCAGACUCCCACUCGUCUCUUUCAUAUGGGCCCUCCAACUACUUCUGCUUCUAGACUACCACGCAAGACACCAGGGCAAUCCAGGAGCCUCGCUGAGGCCAAUAACCGUGGUGAUCUGGGCGAAGGUGCUGGCAGCACAAAGGUUCCUGGAGGAGCUGCACAUAAACAAACCCCAUUCAAAUCUGUUAUGCUGAGAGCAAGACUCUUCUCAACACCUGGAAAAAACCCUGGACUAACUUUGACCACAGCAUGCAAACCUGCUGCUUCCACCAGCAAAGCAGCUUCAAACUACACAGUCAGUCCUCUGAAAAGGACUGCUUCUGCAAGACAUGUUCGUCUACCUUCGGGUGGAGCUGUGGACAAGAGCAAACCCAAGGCCACCUCCCGCCAGCAACACCCUCAGCAAAAGCUAUCCCAACCGAGCCGGAGUCAUGGGCCUCCGGAUCUGGUGCCACCGAGUGUUGCCAAAGGUGAAAAAAAAGACCAGAGCACCCAGCAGCUCAGAGGACAUCUCAUCACCAGUAACUGCAGAUUUGAGGCACUCACCAUAGUCCUACAACAAACUUUGACUGAGCGUGAUGAAGCCACUAAGCAGUGCAGGGAGCUGGCGCAGGAGCUAGUCAACCUUCGAGGAGAUCUAGUUUGCUCCGUCCAUUCCUCUGAGUGUUUGGAGAGGGAGAAGGAGGCGUUGCGUGUUUCUCUGGAGAAUGCUGUGCAGAAACUGCAGGAGCAGCACCAGAGAGAUGUGGAUGAGCUGGAGCAGAAGCUUCAGGCCUUCUACCAGGCUGAGUGGGACAAGGUCCACAUCAACUACCAGGAGGAGGCUGACAAGUGCAAGAGUCUCAUGCAACAACAGAUUGGCGAGCUUAAGGCCAAUCAUGAAGCCAUCAAGUUGGAAAUACAGAGCAGCCACGCAGAACAGCUGCAGUGUGUUAAACAGCAGUAUGAAAUAUCACUGGAAGAACACAGGAACGUUCACAUUCAGGAGCUGCAGUCUUUGGACAAAACGUUGAAAGAUGCAGAAUCUUCUCUGUCUGGACAGAUUCAAGAGCUGACCAUUGAGAACAAUAACCUAAUAGAGAAGCUAGCAGCAGUGGAGAAGAAGAGGAGGGACCUAGCUGAAAGGAGUCUGAAGGACUCCCACACCCUGUAUCUGGAGCAGGAGCUGGAGAGCCUGAAAGUGGUGCUGGAUAUCAAAAACAAACAGCUCCACCAGCAAGAGAAGAAGCUGAUGGAAAUCGACAAACUGACGGAGAAAAAUGUGAAGUUGGAUGAGAACCUGAAAAGGGUCCAGCAGGAGAAUGAGGACUUCAGAGCUCGCAUGGAAAGACACGCUGCAUUGUCAAGACAACUGUCCACGGAGCAGACGGUGCUGCACGAGUCUCUGCAGAAAGAGUCCAAGGUGAACAAACGUUUGUCCAUGGAGAACGAGGAACUGAUGUGGAAGCUCCACAAUGGAGACCUGAGCAGCCCCCGCAAGGUGUCCCCCACCUCCUCCUCCCCCUCCCCCUCCCCCUCCCCCUCCCACUCCUUCAGCCUCCAAUCACCCCGCAGCUCAGUCUUCUUCUCCAGCCCCCCUGUCGCACCCAGAUAGUGAUGGCCCCCUGCUUCCAGGAAGCAGACCAUUACUUGUGAGUUAUCCCUCUCAAAUAUGGAGCUGUUUGUUUCCUGUCCGUUUUGCAACACAACAGCCUGACCCUAGCUCCUACAGGAUGGAUGACCUCUGACACUUUCUGUACAGAGACGCUUGAGACAUUUAUUAUUUAAAAUGAUGUUGCACAGAAGCACUUAUAAGCAAAGGCAUCCCUGCUCUUUGCCUUUCACUUCUGAAACUAUGGAUGAGGGAAAAGGAAAUCUCAGGACUUUUAUGUAAUCAAACACUAUUAUUGUUAACUUUCCUUUCAUUUCCUGAAGCUCACAUACAGAACAUGCUGUAAAAAUGUAUAUGCCUGUGCAGAUACAGCCCUGUGGUGUGAGAGGGGGCUUAGUGUCUGUGGAGACCACAGCCAUGUCUGAAUAGAGCUCACUGUCCCUCCUCGGAGAAAAUGUUUCUAUCUUAAAUACAUAUGCAGUGGCUUCUGUUAGAUUCUUGCACCAUUUCUCACAGCUUAGUGUUUAAGGGCAACAGAUAACCUGUCAUAUUAGUAACAUCCCUCUGUUGCUCACUCAGUACUUCAGUGCUGCACAUGCCUCUAUCUAAACAGAGGGAUGAUCCGACUCACAUGCAGGAUGUUCUGCCCAGAGUGUUCAUUAUCUUAUUUUGAAAGGUUCAGGGUUUGUCUAUAUUGACAUAUAUUGUUUAAAUAUCAUCUCUGGCUUCAAACAUCUUUUUUCAUGUAUGUUUAUUUGUUUGAUUGUUUGACUAAUGGACCAAUUCAAGUCUUUGUGCAUGUGUUUGAGUCGUGUCAACCACCCGUCACUGAACCUUCCUCCUAACGCAGCUUUAAUUCCAGGGUCUUUGCAAAUAGUUGAGCAGAAUAAGCCUUGUACAUGUCAGAUACACUGCAUAUUGGAAAUGUCUCAAAAAGAGUAUUUUGUGUGGAAUUGAUAUUAUUGGUGUGUUGAACCAGUUUGAAAUAUGCAAAUAAUAAAGUCUUGUAUUAAACUUGAA
This is a messenger RNA of Pleuronectes platessa (European plaice), 5465 nucleotides long. RefSeq names its product microtubule associated tumor suppressor 1a (gene mtus1a). NCBI's taxonomy places the organism in Eukaryota, Metazoa, Chordata, Actinopteri, Pleuronectiformes, Pleuronectidae. Bases 549 to 4448 code for a protein of 1299 amino acids. The record is from RefSeq and is a predicted model, not a curated record. The transcript has 15 exons. Gene Ontology annotation, molecular function: microtubule binding. Gene Ontology annotation, cellular component: nucleus; cytoplasm.